Drosophila innubila is the source of this 5193-nucleotide messenger RNA. It is a transcript of the gene par-1, whose product is annotated as MAP/microtubule affinity-regulating kinase 3. Lineage: Eukaryota; Metazoa; Arthropoda; Insecta; Diptera; Drosophilidae. The transcript has 17 exons. The coding region runs from base 326 to 4027 and encodes 1233 amino acids. The record is from RefSeq and is a predicted model, not a curated record. Gene Ontology annotation, molecular function: tau-protein kinase activity; ATP binding; protein serine/threonine kinase activity. Gene Ontology annotation, biological process: microtubule cytoskeleton organization; intracellular signal transduction; protein phosphorylation. Gene Ontology annotation, cellular component: cytoplasm.
GUUGUUGCUGGUACCGAUACUGAUGGGAGUACUCGUACUCCAGUUGCUGCUGUUACUGUGGCUAAAGUGGCUGUUAGCUGUUAGCUGCUGAGCUGUCGCUGUCGCUGUCACUGCCUGUUGACUGUAGUUGAUUGUUGGCUGACGGCGAUUCGUUUACGUCAGAGUUACAGACUGCGAUUAUUUAAGGAAGCUCUGGGCAAAAGUCUAAACUUACACUUAUUGCAUGCAUUAAUAAACUCAAGUAAAUAAAUCAAGUGUAUAAAUUGUGAUUUAAUCCAAACAAAAAAAAAACAAACAAACAAAAAAGUGGAAUACAGCUGACAAAAUGGAGACACCGACGACGCCAGACUUGAAUCGAGGAGAUGCAUCCAGAAAGAGCGUUCGUCUCUAUGCAGCACGCAAGGGAUUGGCGCCAGCACCGCCCAAACUAAGCCUGGCCAAUAGCAGCGUCAGCAAUACCAGCAACAACAGCAGCAGCAGCAGCAACAACAAUACGAGCAAUACAAAUAAAAACAUUAAAGAUAGCGCACAUCUUGCCAGCAGCAGCUCAUCAUCAUCACCAACAUCAACAUCAUCAUCAGCAUCAGCAAAAGCCAAAACAAAAGCUCUCGAUCUCAGUGAUGCACAACAUGUGGACUACGAUGAGCUUGUGGAGUUGCGCCGCCCUGGAGAUGUUGUUGCUGUGCCACCGCCCAGGGUUGCAGUAUCCGCAAUUCCGGCCCUGCAUUUACCGAACCACCAAAGGCAACUGAAACCGGCGGCAGCUGCUCCACGGGUUCAAAUGUCUGCUGAGGAUGAUGUGGGCGUGGCCUUUGCCCUGGGCUCCAUUGAGAAGCACAUUAUGAAUGUGGAGGAGAGCUUUAAGCAACAGCAGCGGACGGAGACGGAGAUAAAGAUGGAGAAUCAACAGCAACAAAGUCAAUCCUCCAUGGAUGUGAUGAAAAUUGAGGGCAUGCGGAAGCAGAGCAAACGUUACGGCGAAACGGAGAAUCUGUUGCGUCCCGGCAUCAGUGACAUGUCUUCCGAGAAUGAUUUUCAGUAUCUGGGCGGCAGACGCUCCCAAUUGGACGACAGCAAUGAGCAAAUGUUGAACGAGUUUCAGCGCGGCAGCGACGGACGCAAUUCCAUUGGCGCCUACUCCAAGAACUCGGCCACGGCAACAGCGGCCUCUGGUGCAUUGAAAGCCAAGUUGGCACGCACUGCAUCCGACACGAAGAACACGGACACAGUGCUCGCAAUGCGUGCCACAUUGAAACAGAAGCAGGCACAUCACGAUCACGUCAAGCCACAAACCGGCGGAUGGCGUCCAUCCUCAUCCUCAACAGCAGCGGGAGCAGCAGCUCCAACGCCCGCAGCGAGAAGCACAACGGCCAGAGGGGGGAGCAGCAGCUCAAGUGUUGUGGAUGGAGGAUCUGCAUCCAAGCUGACGGCCACCACAAUAUCAGCAGCCAAGCGGCGGGAGGAGAAUCUGCGUCAAUUUGAAGCGCUUCUGGCUCAAAAGUCAUCGCAUUCGCAUCGUAAUACAGCUGCCAAUUCAAGUGGAGCAAGUGGUGCUAGUGGUGCCAGUGGUGCUGCAUCCAAGCGACGUUCGGAGCGACCUAUUGUGGCUCCCAUACCGCCGUACAAUAACUCGACACGCCCUGAAACUGGGCGUUCCACUGCAGAAGCCAAGUCUGGCGCUGCUGGACAUCAUCGGGCUGGAGCUGCUCCGGCUCCGGCUCCUGCCUCUGCUCCUGCUCCUGCUCAUAACGUGGUUGUCACACGUACCAAUGUAUACGGCAACAGUGUGGCACAGGGAUCUCCGAAUCUACAGAUGCGAAGCAGUGCUCCAAUGCGAUGGCGUGCCACUGAGGAGCAUAUCGGAAAAUAUAAACUCAUCAAGACCAUUGGCAAGGGUAACUUUGCCAAAGUGAAGCUGGCCAAGCAUUUGCCCACGGGCAAGGAGGUGGCAAUAAAGAUAAUUGACAAGACCCAACUUAAUCCUGGGUCACUUCAAAAACUCUUCAGAGAGGUUAGAAUAAUGAAAAUGCUUGAUCACCCCAACAUUGUGAAACUGUUUCAAGUUAUCGAAACGGAAAAGACGUUGUAUCUCAUCAUGGAAUACGCAUCGGGUGGCGAGGUCUUUGACUAUCUGGUUCUACAUGGUCGCAUGAAGGAGAAGGAGGCGCGUGUCAAAUUUCGUCAAAUUGUAUCGGCUGUGCAAUACUGUCACCAGAAGAGAAUAAUACACAGGGACUUAAAAGCUGAAAACUUAUUACUAGACAGCGAAUUGAAUAUUAAAAUAGCUGAUUUUGGUUUUUCGAACGAGUUUACACCUGGCUCCAAGCUAGACACAUUCUGUGGCAGUCCACCGUAUGCGGCGCCCGAGCUCUUCCAGGGUAAGAAGUAUGAUGGACCCGAGGUGGAUGUCUGGUCAUUGGGUGUCAUUUUGUAUACAUUGGUGAGCGGAUCCCUGCCUUUCGAUGGUUCCACUUUGCGAGAGCUGCGUGAACGUGUACUCAGAGGCAAAUAUAGAAUUCCCUUCUAUAUGUCAACUGAUUGCGAAAAUUUGCUGCGCAAGUUUCUAGUACUGAAUCCCGCUAAACGUGCUAGUCUUGAAACAAUCAUGGGCGAUAAAUGGAUGAAUAUGGGGUUUGAAGAGGACGAACUCAAGCCGUAUAUUGAGCCAAAACAAGAUUUAGCCGAUCCCAAGAGGAUAGGUAAGACGGAAGCUCUAGUCGCAAUGGGCUAUAAUCGACAGGAAAUUGCCGAGUCGCUGGCCCAGGUGCGUUAUGAUGAUGUCUUUGCCACGUAUUUGUUGCUGGGCCGUAAGAGCACUGAUCCUGAGAGCGAUGGAUCGCGAUCUGGAUCAUCGCUUUCACUGCGCAAUAUACCCGGCAAUGAGGCUGGAGGCAAUGCUGGAAAUGCGGUUGUGCAAAGUCCUACGCAUCGUGGCGUACACAGAAGUAUAUCGGCGUCGAGCACGAAGCCAAGUCGUCGAGCGUCGUCCGGUGCGGAAACGUUACGUGUUGGACCCACAAAUGCAACUACAGCUGUCACGGCUGCAGCGGGGGGCGGGGUUGGAUCUGUGGUCAACCCGAGCAAUAAUUAUAGUACUGUAGGAACAGCUGCGGAUCGUGCAUCAGUUGGCAGCAAUUUCAAGCGUCAAAAUACCAUCGACUCAGCCACAAUUAAGGAGAACACGGCGAGACUUGCCGCACAGAAUCAGAGGCCAGCGUCGGCCACCCAAAAGAUGCUUACCACAACAGACACAUCGCUGAAUAGUCCAGCCAAGCCGCGCACAACCACCAAGUAUGAUCCCACUAAUGGUAAUCGGACAGUAAGCGGCACAAGCGGCAUUAUACCACGUCGUUCAACCACACUGUAUGAAAAGACUUCAUCGACGGAGAAAACCAAUGUUAUUCCUGCAGAGACAAACAGUGGAUCUGCAGCUAACGCUGGAAAGGGCCACACUAAAAGCGCGUCUGUCUCAAGCCCUAGACCAUCCACAGACGGAUGCGUAUCAGUAUCAAUUGACCCCCUUGGAACGAGACACUUUCCAAGGAAUGUUCCAUCACGUUCAACCUUUCACUCUGGUCAAACCAGGGCACGAAACAAUACAGCGCUGGAAUACUCUGGUACAAGUGGCACCUCCGGGGAUUCACCUCAUCCCGGCCGCAUGAGUUUUUUUUCGAAACUUUCCUCACGUUUUAGCAAACGUACAUCCGCAACGGAAGAGGCAGCUAAACCAAGAGUCCUUCGAUUCACAUGGUCCAUGAAGACAACGUCGCCCCUGAUGCCCGAUCAGAUAAUGCAGAAGAUACGCGAAGUUCUCGAUCAAAAUAACUGCGAUUAUGAGCAGCGGGAACGAUUUGUUCUUUGGUGUGUGCAUGGCGAUCCCAAUACAGAUUCGUUGGUUCAAUGGGAGAUUGAGGUCUGCAAGUUGCCGCGUCUAUCUUUGAACGGAGUUCGCUUCAAACGCAUUUCUGGUACUAGCAUUGGCUUCAAGAACAUUGCGUCUCGCAUUGCUUUUGACCUUCGUCUGUGACUUAACAAAUCAACAAACGAGGGCUUCCCAGCUGUUAGCACCACCACGAACACCGACACCACCGACAGCGAUAUGAAAACCACCUCCACUGCCAAAUAUCAAAUGGCCAGCGGCAGUACAAAGCUGUCGGAACAAUUAUUGCCACGUUGGUCUUUAAAUCGCCAUCAGAGAUCGAAUCGAUUUAAGCAGAAAAAGAAGGCCAACGUGCUAAGAUCGGCUUUUCAAAUCUAUUUGCCCUUCAGGUCGAGGGAGAAUAUACAAUCGCAUAAGAAUUUCCGAUCAGUCGACAAUGAGGAACAGGAUGAGGAUGAAGAUGCGGAAAUAAAUCGAAUAUUGGAGGAGGAUGACGAUGAUUCGACUGAUCUUUCCACAACCAUUAAAGUACUCAACAAAACCGAUGGACGUGGAGAUGGAGGUGAAGAUGGAGGUGAAGCUGAAGGUGGUGUAAGCGGUGUAAAAUCAAGAAGCGGGGAAAAUCGAUUUAAAAGGAACAUCAAGAAUACAAGAAGUUUAAUUGUGCGCAAAUUUACAAGCUCCAGGCGAUACGAGACAAAGGACUCCGAGGACAUGAAGGAGAAGAGGGAGAAGAGAGAAGAGCAGACGGCAGAAUGUGUCAAUGUUAUAUAUAAGGAUAAACCAAACACCAAACAGCAACAACAACAACAAGAAAACGAAAAGAAUGUAGUAAUGUUACGAACCACAACUCUCUAAAUACAAUACAUAAUAUAUAUUAAUUAGUUGGGGGCGUGGCAUUUGUAACAUGACAUCGGACACAUCCAACUUUGUUUAUACUUGGCUUCAAUCAUAGCGUCACACAGAUACAAACACACCACACACACACAAACACAUAAAUAUACAACAACACUUUAGCAUAGAAUCUCAAGUAAAAAUUAAAUGUUUUACAUUUAUUCAUUGAUCUAUCGCAUAUAUUGAAUAUAUAUAUAAAACUUAUAAUAACAACAACAACAAAGCAAAGCAAAGCAGACAGAAAUUAUCCAAUUUAAGUACAUAAGCACCAUGAUCACAUAAAUGCAUACAUACAUAACAUAUGAAUCUAUUAUCAUAUGAAACACUUAAAUCUAUAUAUAAUCGUUAAGUGCUAGACAGUGUAGGCGUGAGGCACACCGUUUUAAUUCAAUAAAAAAUUAAAAGAAACAAACGAGAAA